CCGAAGGAUAAAACCGAGCCGAAGGUUAAAAUCCGAAGGAUAAAACCGAGCCGAAGGUAAAAAUCCGAAGGUAAAAAUCCGAACCGAAUGUAAAAAUCUGAAGGAUAAAACCGAGCCGAAGGUAAAAAUCCGAAGGAUAAAACCACAGACGAAGGUAAAAAUCCGAAGGAUAAAACCGAGCCGAAGGUAAAAAUCCGAAGGUAAAAAUCCGAAGGUAAAAUCCGAGCCGAGAUUACAACUCGAACCGAUGUUACAAUCCGAGCCGAGGUUAAAAUUCUGAGCUGAAAUUGACUUUCACUUGGAAGUGAUCAAAAUCAAAACCCAACCCAUUUUUCAAAUAGAAUUGGGUCUGGGGGCAUUUGUUGGGGUGUUAAAAUGGGCCCACCAUUUUAACCCAAAAGCCAAUAAAAUCCACUCAAGCCCAAUAUCCCUUACAAGGCCUCAAAGGCCCAACAAAGGCACUAUAUAUACCCCUCAAAGGGCAAGGUAAAAGGUGAUUCUCGAACCCUAGAGAAGCCACCCUACUCUCUCUCUCCCCUAAACACCUCAUUUUAUACAUCAAUUGUACUGACUUGAGCGUCGGAGGCUCCGCUUCGGGGACCCCCCCUUGGCCCGGAGUUCAUCUUGCAGGCACCGCACGAGACCGGAACUCAAGAUACCAAGGACGCUCCUACUAUCGUUUCAACCCCGAAACACAAGUUAAUUAUAACUGUAAAUAACCAUAAAAUUCAUUGUAUAAUUUGCCUCCCGAAAGCAUUAGUAAAAGAUACGGACUCAGCUCGAACUUGAAAAGAUUUGAAAUCCUCCUAGAGAUCUUCCAUUACCGCUAGCUUAUUUUUGUUGGUUAUAUAAUUCUGAUGAGUAUAGUGAGUGAGCACGAACAACCUUCUCUCCUGAAAAGGAAAAAAUAUAUGGAGUUGCAGGUGGAGAUAGUAUCGAGAGAAACAAUUAGGCCAGAAACUCCUACACUCCCUGAAUUCAAGCAUUACAAAUUAUCUCUUCUUGACCAACUUUCCCCAUUGGUGUAUGGAAUUGAAUUCACCUGCUAUGCCCCUCCUAAUAACAAGUUAGAUGAUGAACAUUGCAGUAUUGCUCACCUGAAAAAGUCCCUCUCCAAAGCACUAUCUCGAUUCUACCCUCUUGCCGGCAGGCUCACCGCUGAUGAAUCCACCAUUGAUUGCAACGACGAGGGUACACCCUUUGUUGAAGAUCGAUGUAAGUGUCCGUUAUCACUCUUCCUCCAUGCCCCUUAUCGCGUUGAUAUGGCUAACCAGUUCCUCCCGAGUAUCAUCCCAGCCCAUGGCCAUCGUACCUCCAGGUCCUUGGCGCCUACUGAAAUGGUUCCAUUCGCAGUGCAAGUAAGCAUCUUUGAUUGUGGCGGAGUGAUAAUAGGGACCAAGGGGCUUCACAAGAUCCUUGAUGCAGCUUCGUGUGGCAUCUUCCUCAAAAUGUGGUCUGAUUUAGCAAAAGGCCUACAAGUAGAAAGCGCUAUCGACAUAACAACAGCCAUAUCUCUUUUCCCACCUUGUAGUUGGGCUGCAGUAUCACCACCGAGAGAACCCAUACCGCUAUGCGCUUUAGAAGGGAAUAAGGUGGAUGGUACAUGUGUUGUGAAGGUGUUCGAGUUCAAUCCUGACUCAGUUGCAACUCUACAGGCCAAGGCAAGGAGUGACCUUGUACCUAAGACAACUCGUAUUGAAGCUGUCUCUGGAUUCAUUUGGAAGCAUGUUAUGGCAGCCGCCGCCACUGCCUCCGGAAAUCCUUGCGCAUUUGGUCCAUCGGUUGUCACUCACGCAGUAAACAUACGGUCUCGCACCAGUCCAAAACUAUCACCAACAACCUUUGGAAACUUGGUGGUCCAUGGCAUUGCUGACUACAAGGGACAGAAUGGUAUGGUGCCAAAGCUCUCAGACUUGGUUACCGAAAUUUGGAGAGCUCUUGCAGACGUUAAAGAUGCAGACUUCUUAACCACGUUGCAGGGAAAGGAUGGGGGCCAAGCAAUACGUCGAUACAAACAAAACCUAGCUGUUUUAAAGGAUCAACCUAAUAUAAGCAUAUACAGGUUUACUAGUUGGAGUAAGCUGGGUAUGAAUCCUGAUUUUGGGUUCGGGAUGCCACUCUGGAGUGGACAUACUGGUGGAAGGAUGAGCUCCUCUUUUAAGAAUCUCAUCCUCUUGAUUCUUAAUCCUGGUCAUCAAAUUGAAGCCUCGUUGAUAUUGGAUGAAAAAGAGAUGUAUAUUUUGCAAUCUGAUCCUCACUUUCUUCAAUUUGCUUCCCUCAUUGGUCGACCACAUUCUCAUACAACAACAAUAUAACACAACAUAUGUCCGCUAUUUUAGGCUCUAUUUGCUUCACCUUAUUACUUUUUUCAUACCGAUUAAGGUCAUAUCUAAAACAUUAAUUUCA
Molecule: messenger RNA, 2406 nt
Organism: Spinacia oleracea (spinach)
Lineage: Eukaryota; Viridiplantae; Streptophyta; Magnoliopsida; Caryophyllales; Amaranthaceae
Product: vinorine synthase-like
Exons: 2
Coding region: 858-2315 (485 amino acids)
Source: RefSeq, a predicted model, not a curated record